Archocentrus centrarchus (flier cichlid) is the source of this 3247-nucleotide messenger RNA. RefSeq lists its product as uncharacterized. Gene Ontology annotation, cellular component: plasma membrane. Gene Ontology annotation, molecular function: sialic acid binding. Lineage: Eukaryota; Metazoa; Chordata; Actinopteri; Cichliformes; Cichlidae. The record is from RefSeq and is a predicted model, not a curated record. Gene Ontology annotation, biological process: cell adhesion.
UCUGUGGAGGGAGAGACUGAACGCACCGAGAAGAAGAAUGUUUGUUCUCUUCUGGGCAACUCUGCUUUUCUGUGUGAGCGGCAGCAAUGCUGACACAGGCACAUCACGACAAUGUAAUGGAGAAUACUGCAUCACACUUAGCGAUGGACUGCUAACAGCAGAGGCUGGACUCUGUGUUGUGAUCCCGUGUUCUUUCCAGACUGCUUAUGGCUUUACACCCCAAAAUUUAGUUUGGUACAAAUGUAAACAAUAUAGAAGAUGUUACAAUGAUGAUAAUAUAAUAUUUGACAGCAACAACAAAAACCAUCAGUCUGAAUUUCAAGGACGAGUGUCACUUUUGGAGCCUGAUGUGAGACAGAACAACUGCAGCAUCAUCAUUAAUGAUCUCAGAGAGUCUGAUUCUGGAUCAUAUGAGCUCAGAGUUAAUGGGAAGCAAGAUGGAUUCACAUUCCCUGCAAGGGCAACUGUCUCCAUUGGAGGUCUUACUCAGACGCCCAGAAUUAAGAUUCCUCCAAUGACAGAGGGACAGCAGGCCACACUGACCUGCACUGCUCCUGGUCUCUGCUCUGGAUCUAUUCCUGAAGUCAGCUGGACAUGGAGAGGAGCAGGAGGGACUGAAUCUUACAUUACAGGAAACAGUACCUCAUUUAGAACUAAGUCUCAAACUGCUUUCUCACAGAGACACAUUGCAACUCUGACCUUUAACUCUUCAGCUGAACACCACAACACCAAUAUCACCUGUAAGAUCCGCUUCACUGGUGAAAAAACUACAGAGGCCAGUUCAACUUUAAAAGUGAACUGUGAAAAAGAAAAUGAGAAUUUCAGUGUUGUGAGUUGUGUUUAUUUGUAUUUUUUGUGUAAAAAAAAAAAUACAAAUCUGACCUGCAGUGUUGAAAGUUUCCCUCCAUCUCUGAUAAUGUGGUCUAAGCUUGGUUCUAACAUAACCCUGUACAAUGAUACUGGAUCAGCCACACUCCCCAUAAUUAAUGCUACAACAGAACAUUCUGGACAGUACGUUUGUACAGCAAAACAUAUGAACAAUACCCCGAAGGAAAACAUCAAUAUAACAGUGAUAUCUAAAAGGACACUUCAGAUCACUGGGAAUACAACUGUUAAGGAGGGAGAUGUUCUGAAUCUGACCUGCAGCAUUGAAAGUUUCCCUCCAGCUCUUAUUGUGUGGUCUGCACUUAGUUCCAAAACCGACCUUCAGAGUGGAACUUACACUGACCUGAACAAUGAUACUGGAUCAGCUACACUUGUCAUCCACAAUGUGACAGCAGAACACUCUGGACAGUACAUCUGUACAGCAAAACAUCUGAACACAACUAUAAUUAUAUAUGUCAGUGUAACUCUGGAUUGGUUUUCAAAGAUCCAUGAUGGCUCCGGAUGUGUGCUUCAGGCGGAGGUUUUGACCUGUGUGUGUAUCAGUGAAGGGUUUCCUUUACCUACCAUCAAAUGGCCACUCCUGAAAAACCACAAUGAGUACUCUGUCAUUACCACUGUGACAAACCACACAGUCAACAGCACUGUCAGUCUAACUGUAAGAAACCAUGGCAACAGCACUGUUGAAUGUGUCAGCAACAAUGGAAAUGGGGAUGUAAAAGAAAACCUCCUGAUUCAUAACUUGCCCAAGAAAGCGGGUAAUCUCAGUGUAAAUGGAGUGAUUCUCUUACCCAUUGCUGUUGUAUCGAUGCUCGUGAAUGUGAUCUUUUUAAUCUGCUUCGCAUUCCUUUGGAACUCAAGAAAAAAGAUGAACGCAAAGGACAAAGACAGUACAUACAUGUCCCUGCAGAAAACCCACAGAUCACCAGAAUAUGAUGUUAUUUGCCAGCCGCUGAACUAUCUCAGAACUGUAAAGAGAAACUGUGUUACUCUCAGUGAGCAAGAACUAAGAGCAGAGGCUGGACUCUGUGUUGUGAUGUGCUCUUUCAGGACUGCUGCUGCUUUUACCCCCAAACAUAUAGUUUGGUUCAAAUGUGAAGCAUCUACUGAAAGAUGUGGUGAUGCUGACAUAUUUCACAGCAACAAAAACACAAAGAAAAAGCCUCAGGCUGGAUUUGAAGGACGAGUGUCACUUUUGGAGCCUGAUGUGAGUCAGAACAACUGCAGCAUCAUCAUUAAUGAUCUCAAACAGUCUGAUUCUGGAUCAUAUCAGCUCAGAGUUAUUGGAGAACGAAAGAGUGGAUUCACAUUCAUUACAAAAGCAGCUGUCUCUGUUACAGGUCUUCAGAAGCCCACAGUAACGAUUCCCACACUGACAGAGGGACAGCAGGCCACACUGACCUAUGCUCCUGGUCUCUGCUCUGGAUCUGUUCCUGAAAUCACCUGGACAUGGAGAGGAGCAGGAGGGACUCACAUUACAGAGAACAUUGCUUUCAAGACUGAGAGUGUGACAGCUUUCACACAGAGACACACCUCAACUUUGACCUUUAAUGCGUCAGCUGAACAUCACAACUCUGAAAUCACCUGUAAAAUCGGCUUCACAGGUGAAACAACUACAGAAGAGACUUGUUUGAGAGUGAACUAUGUGAAGGAAGUUAAAAUCACUGGUGUUACACGUGUGAGGGAGGGCGAGGCUCUGAAUCUGACCUGCAGUGUUGAAAGUUUCCCUCCAUCUCUGAUUAUGUGGAAACAUCAUAGUUCCAACACAGCCCACAGUGACACUGGAUCAUCUACACUUGUCAUCAGUAAUGUGACAGCAGAACACUCUGGACAGUACAUCUGUACAGCAAAACAUCACACAACUGUGACUUCAUAUGUUGAAGUGAUUGUGACUUGGUUUUCAAAGAUCCUCGAUGGCUCUGGAUGUGUGCGUCAGUCAGAGGUUUUGUCCUGUGUGUGUAUCAGUGAAGGGUUUCCUUUACCUACCAUUAACUGGCCGCUCCUGAAGAACCACACUGAGUACUCUGUCAUUACCACUGUGACAAACCACACAGUCAGCAGCACUGUCAGUCUGAGUGUAAAAAACCAUGGCAACAGCACUGUUGAAUGUGUCAGCAACAAUGGAAAUGGAGAAGAAAGAGAAAACCUGAUCCAGAAAAACCUGUCUGGUAAUUUUAGUGUAAACGGAGCAGUUCUCUUACCCAUUGCUGUUGUAUCGAUCCUUGUGAAUGUGAUCUUUAUAAUCUACUUUGCAUUCCUUUGGAACUCAAGAAAAAAGCUUCAACCAGAGGACAAAGACAGUACAUACAUGUCCCUGCAGAAAACCCACAGAUCAUCAGAAUAUGAUGUUAUUUGCAGCCGCUGA